AUGGCGAUUGAUGAAAAGUACCUUGCCCCUAAGCCGCGGAUGGCGAAAGGAAUGACCAUUGAAGAAAUCAAGAAGGCACAUGAGGAGUUGAAAGCGAAAAUGAAAACAACGACAGAAGGGUUCUCGAGUCAAAUUAGUCCACGUGCCAUUCCAAGGACAUUGGGGGAAAAGGAGGGUUUGCUCGUUGCAGUUGAUGAGCACGCCAGAUUUAAAGAGCGCCAGAAGGAAAAGCUACUUCAGCUUGUGGAUAAGAGGAAACCUCAACAAAAAUUGACCGCAUCGUACAUUGACGAUGAUGUGGACGUCUGGAACCGGAAGAAACGCCUCAGUGCAGACAGCUUAGAGUUCAGUGUGGCCACUGCCUCGGAUAGUUCAUCGAGCGACGAGCAUGAUGUUCCUUGCGGUGACCCCUUCUGCGAGCGCUGUGACAUUCAAUCGGAGAUCCUAUCAGAUUUUCUUUCAGACGCAGCGGAUGAAUCCUAUCAAACCUUUCCUCCCGCAUUUUACGAAGCAAAACCGUCAAGAUACUCGAUUUCAAAGAAGUUACAUUCAGCCAAGCAACAAUCAGUUUCGGAAAGGCAACGUAAGGUACAGACUACCGAGCCUAUCAAAACUGCGCAGGGUCAAGCUGAUCCUAGAAAGUACACGGAGAAGACCUGGGCGGAGCAGGAAAAACAGAAGUUGUCAGAGCGCAGGAAAAGUCCGGCUUGGUUGAAUUCAGAACAUAAGUUCAACCAAAAGCAAUUUGCAACACAGACGGAGACGACCAAUGGAACGUGUGAGCCAGAUAAAUACUCUGGCGCAACUCUCGCUGACUCAAGGCAUUGCAUUGUGCCAAAUGCUGCGCAGGCUGCUCAAAAUCAUCUUGACGACCUCCGCAUACAAUCAGUACCAAACACGGGGGCGACGGAUACCAUAAGCGCAGCUAAUGCUGUUAAGAGAGGAAGAUCAACUCAGGUCAUCUCCACAGAAGACAAGACUGACUUGAGUCCAGUGAAAGACUACAAUUCAAAUCGUCCUGGGCUUCCGGUAAAUCCUAAAUUGAUCACACCCAAGAGUCCAGAACUAGGGUUUGAUUUAUCUGAUAACCCAGUUGAGGUUGAAAGGAAAUUCUCUGAGCUUUCUUUUAGAGAACGUGAACGCGCAGCACAACUGAGAAAGUCUACUCAAGAACCUGUUUCGUUGCCUCGCAUAGGCCGGGGAAGUCGACCUCCACUUUCGCCUAGUAGCGGCUUGGCUAUGUGCCAAUCAUACAGGGCUCGUGUCCCAGGUGAAUAUUUCAAGUGGACCAGUCCUUCCGAGGAAGAAAUCACACAUGUGCAAGAGAGGAAGGUAGACUUGCUCAAAGAGAAGGCACAGGUACAGCAAUCAGAGAAUGCACCUUCUUCUCGACCAAACUAA
Neoarthrinium moseri is the source of this 1401-nucleotide messenger RNA. RefSeq lists its product as uncharacterized. Lineage: Eukaryota; Fungi; Ascomycota; Sordariomycetes; Amphisphaeriales; Apiosporaceae. The record is from RefSeq and is a predicted model, not a curated record. The transcript has a single exon. The coding region runs from base 1 to 1401 and encodes 466 amino acids.